Tigriopus californicus is the source of this 2033-nucleotide messenger RNA. Its product is annotated as SET domain-containing protein SmydA-8-like. The record is from RefSeq and is a predicted model, not a curated record. Bases 117 to 1784 code for a protein of 555 amino acids. Lineage: Eukaryota; Metazoa; Arthropoda; Copepoda; Harpacticoida; Harpacticidae. Gene Ontology annotation, molecular function: protein binding. The transcript has 4 exons.
UCCAUGCACUCCAUAGUAAAACACACUCACAGGGGGGGUUGAAACACUACUAGACUUACUCAAGACUUGAAGGGAACAUUCUCUUCUUCUCUUUCUCUCAUUGAAGUAACGAACGAAUGAGUGUUCCAAGUUUGUUCAACGAAAGGAUGUCAUUUAUUAAACUGGAGAAUGAGGAGGUUCACAACACGGAAGAAGAGCAGUGUUUCUUGUGCGGCAAGCAAAAUAAAACCGGCUCAGAUGAUGUCCCACUUCAACAAUGUGCUAGUUGCCAAAAGAUCUGGUAUUGCUCUGAAGAUCACUAUGAAGUACAUCGACAUAAAGACCGUUGCUUUCCGUUUCUCAUAAAAAGAUCACCGACAAAAGGCCGAUUUAUGGUGGCCACUCGAGAUAUUGAGCCUUUGGAAAUGAUUCUCUGGGAAAAGCCGGCUGUAAUUGGACCGUACACCAAGGAUGCCUCUGGCUGUUUGCAAUGCUUCAAGCAUAUGACCUCAGAGCGUGAGUGUAGCCAAUGUGGUUUGCCAGUGUGCAGCCAGAAAUGCGAACAAGGUCGACUUCAUCAAGAAGAAUGUCGAUUCUUUCGAAACCGAUCCCAACUCUUCCCCAAAGAAGAGAUCAACGUCAAAACGAGGAAUGCCACUCAAACCUGUAUUACACCUCUAAGGAUGCUACUAAAACGAAAAACGGAUCCCAAGGCAUUCGCCCGGAUUGAAAUGUUGAUGGAUCACGCAACCUCCAAGUUGGGUGCGAACAGGGGCACCCUCAAUAUGACCAUGCUGAAAGUGGUGUGCAUGAUCCGCGAGCAAUUUCAUUGCUCAGAUUUUACCAAGACUGAUAUUCAACGGAUGAUUGGUAUCCUCAAAACGAAUGGCAUGAAACUGGAGACCGCGGGUGAAAAUGGAACGCCCGGAGUAGCACUUUAUCCUAUUUACUGUCUCAUUAACCAUGCGUGCAUCAACAACACGAAUUAUGUUAAGUAUCCAGAUCUCCAUCUAGAACUACGAUCUCAGCUCCCAAUUAAGAAAGGAACGGAAAUCUUGACGCGAUACAUCUCUUCCACCGUAGGUAAUGUCCGACGUCGAGAAGAUAUUGAACGAUAUUGGUUCUUCCGUUGUGAAUGUCCUCGUUGCUCGGAUUCGACAGAGUUUGGGACCUUUAUGUCGGGCGUGAGAUGUUUCCAAUGUAGGAAUGGAUUCCUGCUUCAAUCCGAGAUUAAUGAUUUGGCUUCCGAUUGGGCUUGCAACCGAUGUAGCUCUCGGGUUCCCCAUAAGAAUGUGAAUGAGGUCCUCACUACCAUUGAGAAACAGACUGACUUGGAUGCUCCCCUUUGCAUUGAAACCAUGGAGGAAAUGUUGUUCCACUACCAGAAGCUUCUCCACCCCAACAACUACAUCAUCAUUGACAUCAUGCAUAAUCUGAUCCACCUCUAUGCUGGCAAGGAGAGUUUGACUCGACCCGAGAAGGAACGAAAGAUUCAAUUGUGCCAUAUUGUAUUGGAUAUCUUGGGACGGGUGGAUCCCGGAUUCACCACCUGGCGUGGAACAUUGCUCCAAGAGAUGAUCCACACCUUGAUGGUGAUCUCGAAAGAGGAUCAUAACGCGGCUCGAAUCAGCGAGAAGGAAUUCCAUCGAAGGCUAAAUUAUUGUAGCCGAAAGUUAAGAGAGGCCAAAUUGUGCCUCAAUGGAGGCUUCACCCCAUUGGAGGUAUACUUAAAAGAGAAGGAACAACAGAUGGGCGACCUCGAAAAUGACGCUUGGGAGAGAGAGAUGACGGAUGAAAAUACUUGAAAGAUGAGAACGAGUUUGCAUCACUACUCCCCGAUCGUAUACUGCAUAUGAAAAAGUAAUCGACUUAAUAUGUGUAUUUUGUAUUUGUUUAAUUGUUCAUCAUGUUCAGACUCGUGUUCAGACUUCCUUCUCCGUUUGAGUUGUGUAUGAUAAGCUCGCUUUUUGUGAUAGAAAGUCCCUUUUUGUGAUAGCACAGGACUCUUCUGUUGGUCUUAGGGUCAUUCAACUACGAAUAAAACUAUAUGCAUA